UCCGGUCUAAAGAUCAUCCUUAGACUUCUUCUUCCGAGUCCGCCGACGUUUCUUCUUGCGACGAACCGGCGGCGCCUUCGGCUUGCCCGGCGCCGUCCCACCUUCCGGCUCGGGCGUUUGCUCAGCGUUCUCGUUCAGGUAGUCGACCGAGUCCCAGGUCACCUUCAUGACGGAGGGCUGCUCCGUCAGGAACUCGACCUGUGUGGAAAUCAACCAGUGCGUUGGGUGCACCCGACAAUUCUUCACUAAGUCGUUUCUCGGCGACGACGCGGCCGUCCUGGCUCGGUCGAGCGGUGAGGAAUUCACACCGCCACGCCGUCGAGCAGGCGUCGCGUCGAUGGCGUGGAGGACGACGCGAUGAUUCAGCACGAACGCGCCGUAAAUUUUGAUUUCCACACAGAACUCGACGACGUCGCGGCCGUACCAGCCCGUCAUCGUCGACAACAGCAGCUUCCGCUCGCCGAUCCGGUACGCCUGGACGUUCAGCCCCCCGGUCUUCAGCAACGCCGUCAGGAUGCCGGCGAACUGCUGCUCGGCCUUCUCGCUCCAGGCGUCGCCCUUGUUGGCGCCGGUCAUCUGCUUGUCGGUCAGUGUCACGAAGAGCAUCGCGGCGCCCGUGUCCGACUGCUGGUGCGCCAUCUGCUCGGUGAGUUUUUUGGGGUCGAGCUUCGUGAUCUGAGCGGGGUCCAUCCAGCCGCCGUCCUCGCUCGCGGCGCGCCGCCGUUCGAUCAUCUCCUCGUAGACCUGGGACUCGGUCUUGAGCUCGUCGGCCUCGUCGCCGCUCUCCCAUUCCCGGCCGACGGCGUCCAAAUCGACCUUGCUCCAGUCCUUGCUCGCGCGUUUCUUCUUCUUUUUGGUUGUGGCGUCGUCGCUGCGCGCACAGCCGACGAGCAGCGCGCAGAGCACGAACGCUGCUUGGCGCGGCAUUUUUAUCUCUCUCUGGAAGUGCUGCCACACCAAGGGCGGAGAGGUGAGUGCUGGGCUGGAGGUGCCACAGGCCCGGAGCAGCGACACGUGCAAAAAAAGCAAGCGAACCAAGCGCAGCUGUCGUCUCUCGAUGCCUGCGCACCUUUUCGGCGAGGCGAGCGCACUGGUGGCCGAUUAAGAGGAGUUUUUGUGCCGGCAAGCUAG
Messenger RNA from Pelagomonas calceolata, 1131 nucleotides. The record is from the annotation of a GenBank genome assembly. Lineage: Eukaryota; Pelagophyceae; Pelagomonadales; Pelagomonadaceae.